Molecule: messenger RNA, 3279 nt
Organism: Centropristis striata (black sea bass)
Lineage: Eukaryota; Metazoa; Chordata; Actinopteri; Perciformes; Serranidae
Gene: znf710b
Product: zinc finger protein 710b
Exons: 5
Coding region: 137-2212 (691 amino acids)
Source: RefSeq, a predicted model, not a curated record
CACACAACGGGGACCCACCGUUGUGUGUAACUGUUUUUCCCACAUUGAAAUUAACCACAAUCACGUCGCCACCAUAAACCGAUUUUGGAAUCAGGAGGAGGCGAGCCGGCGCCUGGGUAGAUGUGAGCCCAAGGUAAUGGCCAGGCUGGUGGACAUAGGCACACAGACAGAUCCAGUAGUGGUGCUGUCCCUGGCCCAGGCCGCCGUGCUAGGUCUCAUCUCCCAGAAUGAAGUGUUUGGCGCGACCAUUGCACCCAACGGCUUCUACACCGGCGAACCCAAAGAGUCCCCCGCACCACCAGUAGACGGAGUUGACUACGAGUACGCAGACCAGCUUAUCGGAGCUAACGGAGAUUACCUAGGAGACAACUUGGGAGAAGACGGACAGAUGCAACCCAGCUGCAGUCAGAGGAGGUGGCAGCAGGGGCCGCCCCAACAUCCGGAGGGGAAAAUGGUCGGCCCCGAUCGUCACGGCCUUCAAGGCGGUGACGUGUCCUCGUCCCACGUGAAAGGGGAGGUGGUGAACUCUGGGAUGUCCUCCUGUGUCCACAUGCUUAACAAUUUGGCUCCCAGAGGUGGUUUAGUACAAGUGGAUCCAGCCAGCCUCAGAGGCAACAACAAGAACUGUACAGAGUGUGAGCGGGAAGCAGCCAACCAGUCGCAGGCCAACACUCACGUUCACCCUCCUCCCCCCCAGGUGGGCCACAGAGGAGGGGAGCAGGGCCACAGAGGACUGCAGGGCCAGCGCCCCAUGGGGGGCCACGUCCGUGGUGGCAGAGAGGACGAAGAAGAUGUAGAACAUCAGGGGAACAACAUGAUGAAGCCCACGCAGCAGGAGGAAGCCAUCAGCAGCUACUUCCAGACCAGUGAAGUGGGCAGCUAUGAUUCAGGGGAAAUGGGCAUGGCGAGUGAGUAUGAAGACAACAGCCAGAACAUGAUGUGGACGGAUGGGAACACAGGAGCGCAGCACCAGCAGCCUCCGCACCCCCAGCCUCCUCGCCGGCACGGCGGCCGCAGAGUGGACCGGCUAGACAUCAACAUCCAGAUUGAUGAGUCUUACUGCGUGGACGUAGGCGAUGGUCUGAAGCGCUGGAAGUGCCGCAUGUGUGAUAAAUCAUACACCUCCAAGUACAACCUGGUCACACACAUCCUGGGCCACAACGGCAUCAAACCGCACGCCUGUCCACACUGCGGGAAGCUCUUCAAGCAGCCCAGUCACCUUCAAACCCACCUGCUGACCCACCAAGGUACGCGGCCCCACAAGUGCACCGUCUGCAAGAAGGGCUUCACCCAGACGAGCCACCUGAAGCGACACAUGCUCCAACACACCGACGUCAAGCCGUACAGCUGCCGCUUUUGCCGCCGCGGCUUCGCCUACCCCAGCGAGCUGCGAGCGCACGAGGUGAAGCACGAGCGCGGACGAUGUCACGUCUGCUCGCAGUGCGGCAUGGAGUUUCCCACCUACGCCCACCUCAAACGCCACCAGACCAGCCACCAGGGCCCCCACACCUUCCAGUGCACCGAGUGCAACAAGUCAUUCGCCUACCGUAGCCAGCUCCAGAACCACCUCCUGAAGCACCAGAGCCCGAGGCCUUACACCUGCUCCCAGUGUGGCCUGGAGUUCGUGCAGCUCCACCACCUACGUCAGCACUCGCUCACUCAUAAGGGGAUGAAAGGCCACAAGUGUGACGUGUGCUCCCGGGAGUUCACCCUGUCUGCCAACCUGAAGAGGCACAUGCUCAUCCACAACAGCGUCCGGCCCUUCCAGUGUCACGUCUGCUUCAAGAGCUUCAUCCAGAAACAAACCCUCAAGACCCACAUGAUCGUCCACCUGCCCGUGAAGCCGUUCAAAUGCAAGGUAUGUGGCAAGUCUUUCAACAGAAUGUACAACCUGCUGGGCCACAUGCAUCUCCAUGCUGGCAGUAAGCCCUUCAAGUGUCCUUACUGCACCAGUAAGUUCAACCUGAAGGGAAACCUCAGCAGGCAUAUGAAGGUCAAGCACGGCAUGGACGUCUCGCCAGAAGGACAAGAAGUUCUACCAGAAAUGGACAGCCAGGGGGAGUAUGAAGGACAGAACUUCAGCUUUACAUCACCAGACAAUAUGGACAAUGGUGGCUCCCAAAACCUCACUAAACUCACUACAGCAAACAUGGAGGACAUGGAGGAGUAUUACAAUUUCGGGAAGGAUACAAGCAGCUACACUACACCCUGAGUGGUGACGAACCACAAAACAUGUUGUGGGUUUUUUGAAAACAUAAGGAAAUUACAGAGUUGUUGUCAAGGCUUUUGGGAGACACUGGGGGACGAAUUUUUCUUUUCGUUUUGGUCUCCUUCCAGAAGAGCCAGAACUGACGGACUCUGAUGGGAGGCCAGGAAGGAAACGCACUUCAAAGGAGACGUUUCGGCUCUGUCACUGACAGCAGAGACACUGAAACUGUUGGUCUGGAGCUCCUGUUUUUAGGAUUACUACGCUUACCGACUCAAAGACUCUCACUGGCGGACGGUCAAAUCUGUAUGUUGUGUGUAUGUAUCCGUUAUUUGAAGAAAAAAAAGAGAAAAAAGUUGCAGAGCCAUCAGUUACAUUUGAUGUGAUAGAAAUUUGUUUACCAUUUUGCCAUUUUUGUCAUUCACAACCAAUGUAUGCCCUUAUUUUUUGACUGAAAGUGCCAGCUAGAUACAUUUGCAGCUAAGCUUCCACCGUGUCAGCUAUUUACUCACUGUAUAUCCAACUUUUGAUACAUAGUCACAACAUAUUCAUAGGUUUGAAUGCUCUUACUAAACAGUUCCUAAUUGUAGUUACCCAUUCCUGCGCAGCCCUCAGUUUAAAACAGGCCGUGCUUUCAAUGCGUGUGUGCUUUUUUUGCACAGGACAUUGUAGCCUUCUUUUCUCUCGCCAGGGCAUGUGCUACCAAAGUUGCUAAUGUCCCAUGUCGGCUGAAAAACAAUGUUAGCGACAUGUAAAGCCCUGUCACUGUACAAAUGACUGCAGCGUGUUCACCCACCGUUUUUUGUCUCACAUGGUUUAGCUUUACAUUAAUAAUCUAUCCCGUGUAGUAAAUAUCCUGCUCAAAAGUUUUUGAAAUACUGAGUGAACAAUACAAAGCACUUUUUCAUUGAGAGCUGUCCUUUUUUCUGUGAAAGCUGUCUCUUCAGUAAGAGUGAACCUUAUUUGCCUCAAGGGGAAGAGCUGCAGGAGGAAUAAGAUUGUAGAAUCUUGCAAACCCCCAUAACGGCAAUAUUAUUAAACACAAACAGAUAUGCUUUCUCAGUAGGUUUUUU